This is a messenger RNA of Cyprinodon tularosa, 3327 nucleotides long. RefSeq names its product sorting nexin-14-like. The transcript is spliced from 28 exons. Gene Ontology annotation, biological process: autophagosome maturation. Gene Ontology annotation, molecular function: phosphatidylinositol-3,5-bisphosphate binding. NCBI's taxonomy places the organism in Eukaryota, Metazoa, Chordata, Actinopteri, Cyprinodontiformes, Cyprinodontidae. Bases 406 to 3186 code for a protein of 926 amino acids. The record is from RefSeq and is a predicted model, not a curated record. Gene Ontology annotation, cellular component: late endosome.
GGCAGCUGCAGGAAGCAGGAGAGACUCCAUGUUUUAGAGCUCAGUUAUCCUGGAAGGAGAAAACAAACCAGAUCUUAUAAAAUAUGAAAUAAAAACUUCAAUCAUUUCCCAGAAAGUGAAGAAGGAUCAAACAUCAGAAGCUCUGCGUCUUUCUGUCGGACCUGGCAACCCGCUGUGGGAUUAAAGCGCCCUGCCGGAGAGGAAGUGGCUCCGACCCGGAGAAGUCUCCAACCGGAAGCAAAGUUUGGACUAAAGCUGCAGGAGAACCAGAACCCGAACCGGGACCAGAACCGGGACCGACUAACCGAGCGCUUCCGGAUGAACCGGCUUUUAUUUCUCAGCCUGGGGAUCAUGGCCCCUGAAGGUCCCGCUUAGAGGCGUUUUUCCGGUGUUUGCUCCGCCGGGAUGGCGGCCUGGAGGCGCCGCAUGGAGGAGCUGCUGCGGGGCGUGAAGGUGGAGGUCCUGAGGGAGGCAGGCCGGCAGUACCCGCUGACCUGCUGCCUGAUGGUGGCGCUGCUGGCGCUCACUGUGCUGCUCAACAGGUACCUCCACGUCCUGAUGGUGUUCUGGUCGCUGCUGGCCGGGAUCUUCACCUUCUACUGCUCGCUCAGACCGGACUCGCUGGUUCCCAGCUUCCUGUUCCCCAUCAAACCCAGGAACAAGCGCCAGGAAGCCGAGCUCUUCCCUCUGGGCCACAGCUGCGCCGUCUGUGGGAAGAUCAGAUGCAAACGACACCGGCCCACUCUGCUCCUGGAGAACCACCAGCCCUGGUUGGACCUGAAGGUUCCCUCCAAGGUGGACGCCGCGGUGGCGGAGGUGUUUGAGCUGGCUCUGGAAACGUUUGUGCACCCCUGGUACAGGGACAUCACCGAGGAUGAAGCCUGUCUGGAUGAAGUCAGGAUGACUUUUCGCUUCUUUGCAUCGGUGCUGAUCCGCAGAGCCCAGAAGGUGGAUUUCCCGUCUGUGUUUGCAGACAAAGUGAUGAAGGUUCUGAUGAAGCACAUGGAGAUUCUGUCUAAAGCUGCAGCCAAAGUGAAGAACAUGGAGGACCUCCAGGAAGCGGCUCUGGAGGAAUACGGCGCCGACCUCCACGCCGCCCUGCACAGCCGGAGGGACGAACUGCUGUACCUGAGGAAGCUGACAGAGAUGCUCUUCUCCUACGUCAUGCCUCCCAAAGCCACCGACUGCAGGUCUCUGGCUCUGCUGCUUCGGGAAGUGAUGGCCGGAUCCGUCCUCCUGCCGACUAUGGACUUCAUGGCCGACCCGGACACCGUCAACCUCAUGGUGCUCAUCUUCCUGGACAACAACCCGCCAGAAGAAGCUACAGAGCCUCCGUCUGCGCUGGUUCCCUUCCUGCAGAAAUACACCAGCAUCAGCAACAAGAAGCCGUCUGUGCUGAAGCUGGAGCUGAAGGAGAUCAGGGAGCAGCAGGAUCUCCUCUUCCGGUUCCUGAACUUCCUGAAGCAGGAAGGAGCCGUUCACGUGCUGCAGUUCUGCCUGGCUGUGGAGGAGCUGAACGAUAAGAUCCUGAGUCCGGAGCUGAGCGACUCGGAGCUGCAGCGUCUGCACGGCGAGGUGGUCCACAUCUACCAGACCUACUGCCUGGAGGAGAGCAUCGACAAGAUCAGCUUCGACCCGCUCAUCGUGGAGGAGAUCCACAACGUCGCCGCGGCGCCGUACCAGGACGUGGUGAAGCUGCAGAAGAUGACCUGCCUGUUUGAGGCGUACGAACACGUCCUCUCUCUGCUGGAGCGAGUUUUCACGCCCAUGUUCUGCCACAGCGACGAAUACUUCAGACACCUGCUGAAAGGAGCCGAAUCUCCAACCAGGAGCUCCAGGAUCAACAGGAACGCUUCCAAACGCGGCGAGCCGUUCGGCAUCAGCAGGAUCGGCAGCAAGAUCAAAGGCGUGUUCAGGAGCACGACGAUGGAGGGCGCCCUGCUACCGCCCGGCGCCGCCGGCGACACGGAGGACGACACGGUGGAGGAGGCCACCAUCGUCAUGGAGGACGACGCCCCCGCCGAGCCCACCGCCACGCCGCUCAACCAGAGAAACCUGGCGGCCUGGACCGUCUCCAUGCCCUUCAUCGACUUCUACGAAGACCCGGUAAAGAGGGAGAAGGUCCCCGUGUUCUGCAUCGACGUGGAGAGAAAGGACCGGAAGAACGCCGGUCAUGAACCAGAGUCCUGGACGGUUUACAGAAGAUACCUGGAGUUCUACGUUCUGGAGUCCAAACUCACAGAGUUCCAUGGAACCUUCUCAGACGCUCAGCUUCCCUCCAAACGCCUCAUCGGACCAAAGAACUACGACUUCCUGGAGUCCAAGCGGGAGGAGUUCGAGGAAUAUCUGCGGAGGCUGCUGCUGUACCCGGAGCUCAGUAACAGCCAGCUGCUGGCUGACUUCCUGUCGCCGUUCAGCCUGGAGUCCCAGUUCCUGGAUAAGGUGCUGCCGGACGUCAACCUGGGAAAAAUCUUUAAGUCUGUUCCUGGGAAGCUGAUGAAGGAGAAAGGUCAGAACCUGGAGCCUUUCAUCCAGUCCUUCUUUAACUCCUGCGAGUCGCCCAAACCCAAACCGAGCCGACCAGAACUCACCGUCCUCAGCCCGACCGCCGAGAACAGGAAGCUGUUCAGCGACCUGUACGGGAACAACGCCAACCGGGUCAACGGGUCGGAGCGGAAACAGAACUCCAACUGCUUCCUGGAGGUGAUGGAGGUGGACGGGAUGUACGACUACAUGAUGUAUGUUGGGCGGGUGGUGUUCCGUAUGCCGGACUGGCUGCACCACAUCCUGGCUGCUGGACGGAUCCUGUUCAAGAACACUUUUGAGGCCUACAUGGAUCAGAACCUGCAGUCCAAGCUGGAGGCCGUGCUGCAGGAGCACCGGCUGCUGUCGCUCAUCACGCAGCUCAGAGAUGCUGUGUUCUGUGAGAACAACCAGGAACGGACGGCAGAGGAGAAACGAGUGCGAGCCAAGCAGACGUUUGAGGAGAUGAUGAAGUAUUUACCAGACUUGGUGGUGAAGUUGAUCGGAGAAGAUUCCAGGCAGGAAGGAAUGGAGCUGCUGUUCCACGGAAUGCAGCAGCCACUUCUCAACAAGCAGAUGACCUACGUCCUGCUGGACAUCGCCAUCCUGGAGCUGUUUCCUGAACUCAACAAGCAGGGUCCGAGGGAGGCCUUCAUCGUCUGACCGGGGCGGGUCAGGCGGAUCGACCUCAGCUCCUCUUCAAAGAUCUCCUGCCGACUCCCAGACAAAGCUACAUUCCACUUCCUGUUCCACUUCCUGCUCCACUUCCUGCUCCAGAACCAAUAAACACAUAUUUAUUCUCCC